AUGGCCGCGGGCUUUUCCCUGUCCCGACUCGUCCCGCUACUCUGUUCCCUCGGUGCCUUCAUCUUGCUGAUGUUGGCCCUGCUCGCGGGGAAUGAUGCUGGCGUCCUAGAAGACUACGACAUCAUAGCCGCAAGUCAAACCUCGUCUGCCGUCAACACCACGGGUCUCGGAAAGAAUCUGAUAGACCGGCUUGCCUCUCGCACCAUCACUACACCCACCAGAACCGUUGAGACUCGAAAUAUUUGCAAUGACCUCCCAAACGUUCUCGGCAAAGCGUGCGACUCGGCAGCCUCAGCGGUGGCCAGUGCCGGAAGUGCAGCCAGCGGCGCAGUCAACGACAUCAACAACGACAUUGCCGACCGCCUGGCCGAGCAGCUGCACAUUCGCGACUUUUAUUCACUGCAUGCCCUUCGGAUUUGUGAAGGCGAUUUCACGCAAGAUGGGCGCCGCAACGUCACGGAAUGCCACCCUGGCUUUGCAGAAGUCGGAUUUUCCAUCCCCGCCCUCCUCAACAAGACCCUCACCCUCGACGUCGGGCCGCUGCUCAACCUCAACCUGUCCCUUUCCGACCUGGGGCUGACGGCGGACGUCGAGUUGGCGCUGGACAGCCUCAACUCGCUCAUCAAAGCCAUGACGGUCCUGUUUGCGCUGGGCGUCGGAUUCACAGGCCUCACAUUUCUCGCUUCGGUAACGAGCAUGUUUAUCCCCGACGACGGCGUCAGUAGUGGUCUGGUACUUUGGUCAAAUCUGGGCGCCGUCUCGUUGGCGUUGCUCUUUCUUAUCCUGGGGGGGCUGCUGGCGAGUAUCGGCGCUAGGGUUGCUCAGGAUAAGAUCAAUGCCCUCGGAAGGACCAUCGGGUUGAAUGCUGCUGCAGGGACCAAAUGGCUUGCCAUUGCAUGGGUUGGGAUUGGGUUGAUGGUUGCGGUGGCGGGUUAUUGGAUUGCAGCUGUUGUACGACUGCGGAAAAGGAGGAAAGAAAAGGUGAAUUACGAUGACGCCGAGGGGCGAAAAGGAACACAGAGCAUGAGUAUGGGAGAGAAAGAGAGCUGGAGCCGAGUCAUAUCCUCGCGGUUUCCAGGACGAAAAGGGGGAGUACCGAAUGCCUAG
Molecule: messenger RNA, 1107 nt
Organism: Canariomyces notabilis
Lineage: Eukaryota; Fungi; Ascomycota; Sordariomycetes; Sordariales; Chaetomiaceae
Exons: 3
Coding region: 1-1107 (368 amino acids)
Biological process (GO): fungal-type cell wall organization
Cellular component (GO): cell cortex of cell tip; plasma membrane
Source: RefSeq, a predicted model, not a curated record